Molecule: messenger RNA, 1059 nt
Organism: Gamsiella multidivaricata
Lineage: Eukaryota; Fungi; Mortierellomycota; Mortierellomycetes; Mortierellales; Mortierellaceae
Product: acetyl-coenzyme A transporter 1-domain-containing protein
Exons: 3
Coding region: 1-1059 (352 amino acids)
Cellular component (GO): membrane
Molecular function (GO): acetyl-CoA transmembrane transporter activity
Source: RefSeq, a predicted model, not a curated record
AUGUCUGUCAAGGAUAGCUGGAACUUUGCACUCUUGGUCGUUUUAUAUCUGUUGCAGGGUGUCCCUGUAGGAUUGGCGUUCGGCAGUAUCCCGUUUCUACUCAAGGCCAAGAUGAGCUAUUCCCAGAUCGGGAUCUUCUCACUCGCACACUACCCCUACAGCAUGAAAUUCCUUUGGUCGCCCAUCGUCGACGCCCUCUACAAUAAGAAGAUCGGUCGUCGCAAAUCUUGGAUUGUUCCGAUCCAGCUCCUGACGGGGUUCAUGUUCCUAUGGCUGGGAACCAACAUUGAUACCUGGAUGGGUCAGGAUCAGGUUGAGGUCGGAACCUUGACGACCGUGUUCUUCGUCCUCAUUUUCUUCUCGGCCACUCAAGAUAUUGCAGUCGAUGGAUGGGCAUUGACGUUACUGUCAAAGGACAAUGUCUCGUAUGCGUCGACUGCUCAAACGAUCGGACUUAACUCGGGAUACUUCCUAUCGUUCACGGUUUUUCUGGCCUUCAACUCGCCGGAAUUCAGCAACAAGUACUUCCGGUCGGCGCCUCAGGAGGUGGGAUUGGUGCCCCUGGGAGGAUACCUCAAGUUCUGGUCGAUGAUGUACUUUGCGAUCACACUCUGGCUCGUCUUUCUGAAGAAAGAGGAGCCUUCUCAGUCGGAACAGGAUGAUAUCGACAUCAUGUCCGUGUACAAGAUCAUCUUGAAGAUCAUUCGUCUGCCUCAUAUGAAGUCGUUGAUGGUCGUGCUGUUGACAGCCAAGAUUGGGUUCAUCGCGAACGGAGCGGUGACGGCGCUGAAGCUGCUGGAGAAGGGAUUUAGCAAGGAGGAUUUGGCACUCGCAGUGUUGAUCGAUUUUCCGUUCCAGAUUCUAUUUGGAUAUUAUGCAGUCCGCUGGAGUUCUGGACCACGGCCACUCAAGCCAUGGUUGUAUGCGUUCUGCGCGCAUUUGGUCUGCUGUAUCGUAGCAAUGCUGAUAGUAGCAUCAUUCCCUGCAGAUGGCCAAGUCACUUCGACCUACUUUUACUUGGUCCUCGCAACUACCGUGACAACAUCCUUCACGAGGUAA